Oikopleura dioica is the source of this 1323-nucleotide messenger RNA. Lineage: Eukaryota; Metazoa; Chordata; Appendicularia; Copelata; Oikopleuridae. The record is from the annotation of a GenBank genome assembly.
AUGGGCAAAGGCAAGCCCAAGACUAAAGGAAAGAAAAUCCAGCUUGGUGAUUUCAUCGGCGAUACCGGCAACAAGAUUGCUGUCAAUGGUGAAAUGAUGGAGCUUCCUUCGGCACCGAGAGCUACGACGCUCGAAAUUGAUGUCUCAUUGCUUCCAGCACGUCCUCCAUUUACUGCUUCCGUUGCGAAUUUGGUCUACGAAAUUCAAGAAGAAGAUCUUCAAAAAUUCUUCGACGAUAUCCCCAACAUUACCCGAAUCGAUAUCCCCCGCGAAGAGGAUGACAUCGACGGCGGCCAGAAGGGUCGAUUCAAGGGUGUUGCUUACGUUACUGUUGACGGCAAUCGAGACUCCUGCAUCUCCUCCAUGGCAAAGAUCAUGGCUAAGAACGAUACAAUGCUUGCUGGCCGACGUGCCAAAAUUGAAAUCUACGAUGAAUUCUCUUCGAGAGGUGGCGGUCGAGGUGGAGAUCGUUAUGGCCGAGACGACCGAGACGGUCGAGAUGAUAGAAGAGGUGGACGAGAGCGAGAUCCCGGCUUUGGCCGAUCAGAUGAUGCUGAUGAUUGGCGUCGCCCUGCUGCUCCAUCACGGGACGACCGAGGCGGCUUUGGUGGAGAUAGAUAUGGUUCUCGAGGAGGAUAUGACGAUCGUCGAGGAGGCGACCGAUACGGGGGAGACAGAUACGGUGGAGACAGAUACGGGGGUGACAGAUAUGGCGGUGACAGAGAUAGAGACCGUGGUUAUGGGGACCGUGAUCGCUACGGCGGCGAUAGAUACGGCGACCGAGGUGGCUACGGCGAUCGCGACCGAGGAUAUGGAAGAGAUGAUCGAGACCGCGGUUACGGACGCGACGACAGAGACAGAGGAUUUGGCGGCAGCAGAUACUCAAGCGCAGCAGAUGAAGACAAUCAGUGGAGAAGGGCCGAGCCUGAAAUUCCACGACGCGACCCGAGAGAUGAAGUCCGACGCGACGCUCCUAGAGAGCGGCCGAAACUCCAGCUUUCCAAAAGAACCGUCAAUACCGAAGAAUCCGCUCCAAAAGCUGCUGGUUCUUCUGCUUCCAUAUUCGGUUCUGCCAAACCAAUUGAUACUGCAAAGAAGGAAAGAGAGAUCGAGCAGAAACUAUCAAAGCUAUCAGUUGAUGAUAAACGACCACCAAGGAGUAGCGACAGGAAACCAAGUCUUACGGCCGAGGAAAGGGCGAAGAAAGCUGAAGAGGAUUUGAAAAGACGAGUAGAAAGUGGAGAACUAGCGGCUGGACCUGAAAGCAACCAGAGAGAAGAGCUCGGCGCACAAUCGCGCUUCGCAGCACUGGAAGACGAGUAA